Messenger RNA from Penicillium oxalicum, 1170 nucleotides. RefSeq names its product arsenic resistance protein. The record is from RefSeq and is a predicted model, not a curated record. Lineage: Eukaryota; Fungi; Ascomycota; Eurotiomycetes; Eurotiales; Aspergillaceae. Gene Ontology annotation, cellular component: plasma membrane. Gene Ontology annotation, molecular function: antiporter activity; antimonite transmembrane transporter activity; arsenite transmembrane transporter activity. The coding region runs from base 1 to 1170 and encodes 389 amino acids. Gene Ontology annotation, biological process: arsenite transport; antimonite transmembrane transport. The transcript has 4 exons.
AUGGCAGAUCUAGAGGCCAACAAGGAGAUUCUAGAUUUGAACAAUCAACUCCGUUCAGGCCAGAAGCCCAGCGGUGGUGGCGGACAUGAUAGUCCUGUCUCGGAGCUGGACAGCGCUGCGCAGGAAAAGAAUAUGGAACAAGCAUCGAUUUUCCACCAGCUAGGGCUUCUAGAUCGCUUUUUGGCAGUAUGGAUUUUCCUUGCUAUGCUGAUUGGUAUUCUGCUGGGAAAUUUUGUUCCUAGUACGGGGCCAGCGUUGCAGAGGGGGAAAUUCGUAGGAGUCUCUGUGCCGAUCGCCGUCGGUCUCCUGGUGAUGAUGUUCCCCAUUUUAUGCAAAGUGCGAUACGAAGCACUGCAUCACACGCUUCGCCAGAAAGCGCUCUGGGUUCAGAUUGGGUUCAGUUUGAUCGUCAAUUGGAUCAUCGCGCCUCUCUUCAUGUUGGCACUAUCCUGGGCUUUCCUGCCAGAUGAGAAAGGUCUGCGAGAAGGCUUGAUCUUGGUUGGAAUUGCAAGAUGUAUUGCAAUGGUGCUUAUAUGGACGGGGCUUGCAGGGGGUGACAACGAGUAUUGUGCCAUUCUUGUGGCUAUCAACUCGGUCUUGCAAAUGGUGCUCUUCGCACCCAUUGCCAUCUUGUUCAUUGGCGUCAUCAGUGACGACGAUAUUCACUUGGAAUACUCGCUUGCUGCGAAAAGCGUGGGCGUGUUCCUCGGCAUUCCGCUUGGCGCUGCAAUCUUGACGCGAUUUGGACUGCGCACUCUAAUUGGAGGAGAGCGGUAUGAGAAAAGAUUUCUCAAGUGGAUCAGCCCUCUAUCCCUCAUCGGAUUGCUCUUCACGAUUAUCGUCCUUUUCGCGUCCCAGGGCCAGCAUGUGGUACACCAGAUUGUCUCCGUUGUCCGAGUGGCCGCACCCUUGGUUGUAUACUUUGCUGUGAUCUUCAUGGCAACGCUGCUGGUGACGCGGCGUUGUGGCUUCGGAUAUGAGUUGUCGUGCACCCAGAGUUUCACAGCGGCAAGUAACAAUUUUGAGCUGGCAAUCGCGGUGGCAAUUGCAACUUUCGGCGUGGACAGCGAUCAAGCACUAGCCGCCACUGUCGGUCCUCUCGUCGAGGUCCCAGUGUUGCUGGGAUUGGUGUAUGCCGUCAAGUGGUACGGCAAGCGCAAUAGAUGGUAG